UCGAAAGUAGACGGAUUUUUCACCUGGCUGAAGGUUUAUGUUUGUUUUAUUAAUUAAUAGGGCUAUAAAAUAAUUAGAAAACUAUGGCUACCGGAGGAAUUGAUGAUAACAUUCAGGAAUAUGGUAGUGACGCCGUCGGUGGAAGAAUCGGAAGUAAGUGUGAUCCUUGUCGUCAUCGGGACAGGUCAGAGGUGGCUUCGUUGUUUUGUAAAACAUGCAAAAUAUAUAUGUGCGAUGACUGCUGUGAUGUACACAAGGUGCACAUGAAAAACGUAGAUGGACAUCAUAUUGUGGCUGCACUAGACGCAUGUGUCAAGCCAAAUGUCGAUAUGAGGGGACUGGAUCAGUGUUGCGAACAUAAACGAGCGUUCAUGUUCUACUGUGAAGAUCAUAGCGAUUUAUGCUGUGAGAUAUGUGCAAUUGCCUACCAUCGAAAAUGCGACGACGUCCACGAAAUAGCGAAGGUGGCUAAGAAUGUGAAAGAUGAUGAAAGGGAAAAGAUCCGUGCAUCUUUUAUUACUGCCUCAGAAGUUAUAAUGAAAUGCGAGGAGGAUCAAUUGAACAACGUUUCGCGAGUAGAAGAAAUCGUAAAAGAAAUUGACAUCUACAAGGAAGACUUAUUUACGAAAAUUGAGGAAGCCAAGGCGCGAAUUGUCAGCGAAAUGGCUAACCAUAACACACAGGAAGACAAACAUCUUAAUACGAGGAGAAAUGUGGCUGAAAACCUGAAAAAAGAACUUGACACGCACUUGGCAAUGUCAGAUAACGUUCGCGAGAAUGGAACGGAAACGGAAAUAUUCAUUCUUAACCACAUUCUUAAAAAGACUCAAGACAAGGCAUCACAAACACUAAACACUUUGUUGAAGAAUGAUUACACCGUAAAAGUGGGACUGAAAAUAGACGAAAACAUUUUAAAAAUAAAAACUACUGAUGUUCCAUUAUUUUCAUUAAAUAAAACACAAGUGCCCAAAACACAAUCCUUUCAUGACGAGGAUUUAAUAUCUACAAAGGUGAACACAGUCCAACAAAGGCCGGUGAGUCUGGAGCUGGUGAAGACCCUGGAUCUCGUGAAUACAGGAGACGACAAGAUAAAGCCGUAUGUUACUGGGCUGGACUUCCUGCCAGACGGGAGGAUCGUCGCCGUGGAUAACUGGAACUGGAAAUGUUUUAUCUUGAGUGACACAUUGAAGAGGUUCGACUCAUUUUAUAAAUUUAAGACUAAUCCUAGGGACGUAACGUCGUACUCUGAUAACAAUAUUGCAGUAACCGUCAGUGGCGUAGAUAUCCAAACCAUCUGCCUGCUGACAGUAGGCACUGACAACUCGAUCACGCUGAUGAAGACACUGAACACGUCCACCAAUUGCUGCUCCAUCUGUCCCCUAGACGGCCGCACGUUCGUAGUGAGCACUUAUAUUGACCUGCGGCCUGCCAGGGUGAUAGACGUGGACGGCAAGGAGAGCGACUUUGAUAACAUGAAGUUUCCUGGAAAGAUGUAUAAGCAUGGUAAAUGUACCUACAUACGAUCCCGGGAUGUUCUUGUCCUUACUGACAAGCAUGCUCACACCGUUUAUAUGUACAACACGGCGACCGGCAAGAUCAGCGAGGUAAACGAUGGCCGUAUACGAAAACCGAGAGACACAUGUGCUGGCCCAGAUGAAUCCGUAUUUGUUUGCAGUGGAAACACAAACUCCGUCGUCCAGAUAGCGCCCGACGGAGACAUAUUGGCGUCAUGUGACAUCGACAUGGGGUAUCCGUACGCCGUUGCCGUCUCCAGGGAUGGCUCGAAAUUGGCCGUGACUAACAGUGCGGUUGGCGUGGGACAACUGAAACUCUUUAGAAUAAAACAAUAAAAGUGUUCUGGUCAAGAUCGGAUAAAGAUACAAGUGUUUUAUAAAAUUAAGUAUGAAAGUAAAUAUAACUUUCUCUUUGAAAAUAAUUUAUUAAUAGUUUGUAAAUAAGUUCUUGUAACAAUGCAUUUUUGAAACAAGGACCAGUAUUUGUUUUGUAUUGAUAUGUUUAUAAAGUAAAUAUGUUUUUUUUAAAUAGAAUUGGUUUAAGAGAGAUGAAAUACAUUUAAGGAAUGAAAAUCGUAUUUACUUACGAACACAAUUCCCAAGAUUCUUAUGAAACGCCUUCCUGAGUAUUCUAUUUACUGAAGUGUAUUAUUUUAAUCACCAUGGUUGUGGGUACAUUACUUAUUAUAGAAUUCCAGAUUAUUGAGUUAAUUGUAAUAAUAUAAUGUCAAACAAGCCAUUUAAUAUUGUCCAUUUAACGAAUUCUGCACAGUACAAUAUCCUAAGCCUAUAUAUUUUAUAAAGUUUUAAGUUAUUAGAACCUAACCUCAAAAAAUAGUUAUUACUAACUAGAACAUUUACAGUGUAUCAUUGUUACAACAUAAUGCAGUUAAUCAUCAAACCCUUUCGCAUCACUUUCCGUGCGUUAUCAUGCUGCUGAUGAUGAUGAUGUUGUUGUUGUUGCUGCUGCUGCUGCUGCAACUGAUGAUGAUGAUGAUGGUGCCGGUGGUUAUCGUGGGCUUUUUUCCUAAUUUCGACUCCCGUAAAGCUUCCCGCCAGUAACAGGUUUUUUGCUUCUCUAUUUUAUUAUUUCUUGCUUAAGUGUAAAUAGGAUGUCUGAUAAACAGUUACUCUUUUUACAUUUAAUAUUGUUUUUAUCAUGCUUAUAAAUUUAUUUAGUUACCUAAGAUUAAUUACAAGACUGUUUGCUUUGAUUAAUAUUGAAGUUUUGGAAAUAGAAAAUUGUACAUGAUUUUUGAAUUGUUUCCUUGUGUUGCGAUUAAAAAAAUGUUUCUCGU
Mya arenaria is the source of this 2812-nucleotide messenger RNA. RefSeq lists its product as uncharacterized. The transcript has a single exon. Gene Ontology annotation, biological process: positive regulation of DNA-templated transcription. The record is from RefSeq and is a predicted model, not a curated record. Bases 84 to 1850 code for a protein of 588 amino acids. Lineage: Eukaryota; Metazoa; Mollusca; Bivalvia; Myida; Myidae. Gene Ontology annotation, cellular component: chromatin; nucleoplasm. Gene Ontology annotation, molecular function: ubiquitin-protein transferase activity; zinc ion binding.